This is a messenger RNA of Papaver somniferum (opium poppy), 3943 nucleotides long. RefSeq lists its product as uncharacterized. Gene Ontology annotation, molecular function: histone acetyltransferase activity; protein binding. Gene Ontology annotation, cellular component: transcription factor TFIIIC complex. The record is from RefSeq and is a predicted model, not a curated record. NCBI's taxonomy places the organism in Eukaryota, Viridiplantae, Streptophyta, Magnoliopsida, Ranunculales, Papaveraceae. Bases 521 to 2551 code for a protein of 676 amino acids. The transcript has 22 exons. Gene Ontology annotation, biological process: transcription initiation at RNA polymerase III promoter.
GGUGAAACAAUUCUUAUCGCUGUUAGAGUGAGCUCAUGAUCAGUUGGAUGUUGAGUUAGGUCACAGGCUAAUCUGGUAAUACCAAAUAAUUUGUAAAAGUCAAUUCUAAUAAAUGUUUUCCCCAUAUAUAUUUCAAUUAUAUUAGCUUUCCCCUUAAACAAAUUAGCUUUCCAACAAAAAUCAUCAAAAAGUCGCUCACCAAGCUGAUUUCACAUUUUUUGGACUGAGUUUGAAAUUCAGAGUUAAAACCUUACAUAGGAGACUCGAACCCUAGGGUUUUCGUUCAUCUCCAGUCACCACUCUCUACUCCUCUUCCCACCAAAUUUAUUUUCAAGUUUUCGAAAGUAGUUGCCUACCGGAUUUGAUCCUCGAAAAUCCAAACCCUCGUCACAUUUCUCUCCUUCUGUCUUUAGAAAUCCCGUCGUCCCUUUCCCGCCAAUCUAAUGUUACAACUAACUUGAUUUAAAACUACAGAGUUCCGUUUCAUGUUGGACUUUUUUACAGAGAAAGAGAGCAAAAGAUGAAUCAAGAAACGUAUUUUCAAUCAGCUUAUCUUGUUGCUUCUCCAUCGUAUCCAAACUCAGUAGCUUGGUCUGAUGAGAAUUUGGUUGCUAUUGCAUCCGGACAUCUUGUAACGAUUCUGAUCUGGUUACCAGCUGUUUAUUGCCCACCUGUCUGUCACGUGAUGCCCGGCCGUGUGUGCGCACUAUCAUGGUCUCGUCUUGGACUGGCUCCUAAUUCUGGGUGCUUGCUCGCUGUUUGCACUACAGAAGGUCGUGUGAAGCUUUACCGCUCACCAUGUUGGGAGUUUUGUGCUGAGUGGAUAGAGGUUAAAGACAUUUCCGACUUGUUGUUUGAUUAUCUAAUAAGUAUCAACUAUGGAGAGGAACAAGCAUUCGAAAAUGACAUAGUGACGGGAUCUUGCAAUGAUCUGCAGAACUCUCGGGUCAGUAAGAAGCGUAAGGGGAAAAUUACUAGUCCAGGAGAUUUGGGUGAUCAACUUUCAUUUGAUUUGACAAAAAAGGAUGAGAACGGUGGCUGUACACAUAGUGCGAAACUAUAUACUACAUGCACAGCGUUGGCCUGCUUCCCAUGCUCCUUAUUGAAAAAGGGAUCGUCUGUAGAGGUUCUUGUACAGAAUGGGGAUCAACGUAUUUGGGUUGGCGGUGUAAUAAAGCGUGUGGUAAAAGCAAAAGCUCUUGUUCUGUUUCGGGAAAAAAUGAAAUAUGGAAAGCAAGAUGAAUGGGUAGAACUGAUCGGCGAACAUGAUAGUGUCCUCAUUGGUAAUACACCUAAUAAGAAUACCUCAUCUCUCGGAAUUCGUCCCUCUAUGGAUGUUGGUAAUCUUCCAGAAGAAAUUGCUUCGGUACAAAGUAAUGAUGUGGAAGGAAUUCUCAGUAUUGGGAAAAAUGUAGAAGCUUGGACGAAUGAGAGGUGGGUGGAAGGUUUAUUUAUGGGAUUUAAUGGCAAUAACCUAACAGUGAAACUUUCGGGUGAUGCAGACUGUGUUGAGUUAAACACUAUGUCGGUUAGAAUGGCGCCGGUAUGGAACGGUGAAAUUAAAUCAUGGCAAGUUACUGUUGUCAAGAUUGAGUCAAGUAAUCGACAGUUGUUGGAGAUAGUUGAGGUGGAACCUCAAAAGGUCAUAGAGAAGUCUCUCAAGAGUACACGAGGAAGUGGCACUCGUUCAUUGUUAAGUGCAGAGAAAUAUGCUUCUCGCAGUUCGAUGUUGUCAUCUGUUAUUGUUGCCUGGUCACCAACCCUGCAUUUAUCAUCUGGAAUUUAUCCAAAUUCUCAAAUUAGACCAUCCAAUGACUGUGCUAUACUAGCUGUUGGAGGGAAGAUGGGUAAUUUUUUUUUCUGGAGAAUCCAUGAACCUCUUUGCUAUUCUGUUGAGCAAAGUACGGAUUCUGUUGAUGCCGUCCUUGUUGGACUCAUUCAGGCUCAUAAGACAUGGAUCACCGCAAUCUGCUGGGAACUUUCUGCUGAAGCUUUAGAACACCAGGUUCUUUUAGUCACUGGGAGUUCUGAUGGAAGUGUAAGAAUUUGGCUGGGUGAUACUGAAGCAAUGCUCACUUCUUCAGAAGUCAAUUCUGCUCCAUUUUCCUUGCUGAAAGAGGUAACGGCAGCUGCUCCUUCUCCAGUAUCAGUUCUUUCAUUGACUUCAAGGUCCACAGGCAAGAUGUCAUUAGCAGUUGGGAGAGGCUCUGGAAUAUCGGAAUUGUGGAUCUGUCACACAACUAAUUGCAAAUUUCAGUUUGCUGGCUUAUACAAUGCACAUGGUCAAGUGGUAACAGGUCUAGCUUGGGCCUUUGAUGGUUGUUGUUUGUACAGCUGUGGCCAGGACAACACUAUACAUUGCUGGAUUUUACAUGGAUGCACUCUCCACAAGGCUCCAAUUCCUUCAAAUACUCUUGGUCCCUGGCCUUCUACUGAUCUUCCUCACGUGUCCGAUUCAUGCCUUGGUAACAAAAUCCCAGAAUCUUUUCUACAGUUUCCCCUGGAAACUUGGUGUUUGUUGUGGCUCGUGGCUUUGAUAGUGCUCUUUUGAAUCCAAUGUAUCAGGCAAGGACUCAGAAGGCAGCUGUAGAAUUCUUUUGGGUUGGUGGGCAGCACCUUGAAGUUUUAUCUGAUGUAACUGAAGGGUUCAAAACCGAACCUUGUCCUGGUCUGUCGCAGAGGGAAAUGAUGUUUUGGGAGUCUAACAUAUUAUUAUCUCUUAAUCAGUAUGAUAACCUAGAUAAACCACUAGUUCUUUGGGAUGUCAUAACAGCAUUAUCAGCUCUAAAGAAGUCCACACCAAAAUUUGCAGAAAAGAUUCUAGUAAAAUGGCUGUCAAGUUGGUUUUUGGACUCCAAUCUUGCCUUUUCCAUUGACAAGAUCUUGUUACAUGCUCGGGAUUCUUUGUCUGAAAUACAUUCCCGCCAUAUUCACCUCCUCAACAUUUUCUGCCGACAGUUGAUGCUAUCUGAACUGAAGGUGGAUACACUUAAUAAAAAGGAUGGGUCGGAAGAGUUGGGUUUUGCUGAAAAUGAGAACCUUAAGUUGUGGUUUCUCUUGCUUACUAGCAAUGAAAGACAAUUAAGAGAAAGGCUUGUCACAUUUAGUUUCACAACUGUACUGAGUCUUGCUUCUUCGUCCUCCACAAAUAAUUCUAAUAUUAAAUAUUGGGUGCCACAUGGAGUUGCACAGAUGGAGCAAUGGGUAGCAAUCGAUCAAGAACAGAUCCGUCUUGCAUCUGAAGUAAGCAAGCUGAACAAGAGCAAGCUCCAUUCGGUUUCUGAAUAUGUUACAAAGGAGCGAUGCAACUUUUGUCCUGCUCCAGUUCCAUUUGAAUCUCCAGAAGUUGAUUCGUAUGCUGGUUCAAAGACCAGCGAUGGAGUACAUAAUCGCCACAAGCUAUCGCGCUGUGCGGCUUCAAUGCAGUUUGUGGAGGACAACAUGUCCCAGUACGACGAUAUGGACAACAUGGGGGAUGAUUAUGAAAUGGAUGAUGUAGAAGACGACAUGGAUAAAGAAUUCCACAAUAUAUGAUUUUGAACCUAAUGAGGAUGACCAAUUGGAAAUUGAUGCUAUUGAUAAUACAGAUCUUCCUCCAAGAUAUGUGAAUAACACAGGUCUUUCUGCAAUAGUUGGAAGGCUUAAUCUGGAUUGGGUCGAUUCUGAUCAGUCGGCUGAAUGAGGCUUUCAUCGUGCAAUGGCUCUUGCUGUAGUGAAUUUUUAGAGAUGGAAGAAAUAUUAUAACUGGUUCAGUGAGCUAAGAUGUAAGAACUCAUUUGGAACAAAUGCAAACACAUAGACUCUUCCAAUGAUUAGAUCGAGUAAUUCAUGCGAAGGUGGUAUCAGAGUUGGAGAUGCCAUUGUUUCUAGGGUUGAACAUGCUAAAUUAUCAGGUGCAUUUGAGACACUGGCAGGGGAUAUGCUUCCUACAACUGAUGAUUAA